Didymella exigua CBS 183.55 is the source of this 606-nucleotide messenger RNA. Its product is annotated as CENP-B protein. The annotation marks the transcript as partial. NCBI's taxonomy places the organism in Eukaryota, Fungi, Ascomycota, Dothideomycetes, Pleosporales, Didymellaceae. Gene Ontology annotation, cellular component: nucleus. The transcript is spliced from 2 exons. The record is from RefSeq and is a predicted model, not a curated record. Gene Ontology annotation, molecular function: DNA binding.
AUGGGCGUAAUUGGGUCUAUGAAGGUUGUUACAGGCGCAGAGAGACGUGCAAGGCCUGAUCUGAUCCAACCAGGCGACCGCGAGUGGGUUACAGUGAUCCAGAGCGUGUGCGCUGCUGGGUACGUGACCCCGCCCUUUAUUAUCUACAAGGGACGCGUCCACAUCUCUGCGUGGUACGAGGAGACCUCAAUACCGCGCAAUUGGAAGCUCUCAGUCUCUGAGAACGGCUGGACCAACAACGCGCUUGGUCUAGAGUGGUUGAAGCACUUUGACGCGCAUACAAAGGCGCGUCAGGAUUUCAAGGACUACUGCCUUGAGCACAAGAUCCUGACCCUCUGCAUGCCUCCCCAUUCGUCGCACAUCCUCCAGCCGCUUGAUGUAGUCUGCUUUUCGCCGCUGAAGCGCAAGUACUCGCAGCGCGUCAGAGACUUGGCACGCCGCCGCGUCUUCCACAUCAACAAGGAAGGCUUCCUGCCCGCCUUUAGGGACGCGUUUUUAGACGUGUUUACGAAGGAGAACUGUCAAAAGGCCUUUGAGGCAUCUGGGCUAGUCCCUAUCAACGCGCAGGUUGUGUUAGAUCGCCUUGAAGUGCGGCUGCGGACCCCA